Molecule: messenger RNA, 1060 nt
Organism: Dipodomys ordii (Ord's kangaroo rat)
Lineage: Eukaryota; Metazoa; Chordata; Mammalia; Rodentia; Heteromyidae
Product: vomeronasal type-1 receptor 94-like
Exons: 1
Coding region: 1-924 (307 amino acids)
Biological process (GO): G protein-coupled receptor signaling pathway
Cellular component (GO): membrane
Molecular function (GO): pheromone receptor activity
Source: RefSeq, a predicted model, not a curated record
AUGAUUAGAAAAGAUCUGUACCAGAAUACUGUUAUCAGAAGCACCAUUUUCUUUGAAUAUGCCAUUGGAAUCUUGGGCAAUGCCAUCCUCCUUCUCUUCCAUAUCCUCAUCUUCCUUCUUGAGCACAAUCCCAAGCCCACCGACCUGCCCAUUGGGCUCUUGGCUCUCACCCACCUAGCGAUGCUGAUAACCGCAGCAAUCAUAGCUACAGACAUUUUAAUGUUCUGGGAGGGUUUUUGGGGUGACAUCACAUGUAAAUCACUUGUCUACUUACACAGGUUUAUCAGGGCCCUGUCUGUCUGCAUCACCUGCCUGCUGAGCGUCCUCCAGGCCAUCACCCUCAGCCCUAGAAACUCUUGGUUGGCAAAGUUCAAGAGUAAAUCCCCACAUCACUACCUGUGUUCUGUUCUUGUGCUGUGGGUCUUCUACAUGUUAGCGAACAGUCACAUCUUUUUGUCUGUCAUUGGUACCCCCAAUUUUACCUCCAGCAAUCUUGUCUAUGUAUCUAAAUCCUGCUCCGUUUGUCCCAUUUCUCACACUCUCAGGCAGGUAUUUUCUACACUGCUGACCUUACGGGAAGUCUUCCUCAUGGGCCUCAUGUUCCUCUCCAGUGGACACAUGGCCCUUCUCCUGUGCAGGCACAAGAGGCGUUCCCGGCAUCUUCACCGCACCAGCCUUUCUCCAAACGCUUCCCCAGAGCAAAGGGCCACCCGGACCAUUCUGCUGCUCAUGAGUUUCUUUUUGGUGAUGUCCAUUUUGUUCUACAGUAUCCAUGUCUCACGAAUUAUGUGGAAUGAUGACCCAAUUUUAUUUUAUAUCCUGAUUCUUGUUGGCCAUAUUUAUGCCACAGUCAGUCCACUGGUGUUGAUCAGUGCUGAUAAACGUGUGAUCAUCUUUGUGAGAACCAUGUGUGGUAGAGAGUAAAUAUUUAAUUAUUCAGAGUUGGGUAUGUCCUCAAAAUUAGAUAAUGCAUUGUGAAAUAUACCAUGUGCCAGGUGACUCCAGUUACAAUGUAGAAUUAUGGCUUUUUCCCAGUAUAUUUAUUACUUUGACAUAUACG